This is a messenger RNA of Drosophila navojoa, 1226 nucleotides long. Its product is annotated as fibrinogen-like protein A. The record is from RefSeq and is a predicted model, not a curated record. Lineage: Eukaryota; Metazoa; Arthropoda; Insecta; Diptera; Drosophilidae.
UAGCUUUAGAAGCGAAUGUCUCUUUGGACGCAUUGAAAAAUGAAAAUUUUGCUAAUUUUUGCCAUUUUGGCAACAUCAUUGAUAGCCAUCAGGGCUCAGUGCAUAAGUCUCAUGCAUUUGACUCAACGCUAUCAAAUUCUAAUACAAAUCAAGACACAGCUGGAGAAACGAGUUGUCGAAUUGCAAACGAUCUUGAAUAGUCAUCCGAAUAUAGACCCGCAAAUUUUGGCGUUUAACGCAUCGAUCGCGAUUCUUCAGCAGCAACCUUGUCAAGUGAUAGUUCAACCCAAUUAUAAUGAAAUCCAAUGGACUUUGAAAAAUGAACUGUCGGACCUUCUAUCCAGCGCACAGAGCCUGAAGUCAAACGUUGCCAAUAUGCUUCAAGAAGCGAAUAUGGCCCUAAACUCUUACCAACACUGCUUUAAUCAGCUGCAAGUAGCGGGGCCGCCGCCGACUUGUCCGACGACACCGCAGCCCCCGCCGAAUCCACCGCCACCCACGAGUCCUCCGCAAAGACCACACUCUAGCUGCGCUGACUUAGGCUUUUUUGCGGGCAUAACCACGAUUACUCUGCCCGGUGGGGACCCGCUUAGCGUUUUAUGCGAUUCUCAGACAGCAGGACCCGGCUGGUUGGUCAUCCAGAACCGAUUCGAUGGCUCCGAAGAUUUUUAUAGAAGUUGGGCUGAAUAUCGAAACGGCUUCGGGAGCCUUAACGGGGAAUUCUUCCUCGGAUUGGAGAAUAUUUACCGGCUAACCAGCUAUCAACGGCACGAGCUGUAUAUCUAUGUGCAGACUUUUAGUAAUGAUAUUUAUUGGGCUCGAUACGAUAACUUUUAUAUAGGUUCUGAGUUCGAAAACUACAGGCUGAAAAGCGUCGGUAAGUUUGAAGGCAUGCAAGAACGAUUGUCUAAACAUGUGGGCAAAGAUUUUUCGACCUAUGACCGAGAAAAUAGCCAUCAAGCCUUCUCUCAAAAAUAUCGAGGCGGCUAUUGGUAUUACAAGGGCUUAGUGAAAGGAAGCAACCUUAAUGGCAAAUAUUUCCGAUCGGGCGUGGAUGAUAUAUCAAGCAUGCACUGGUUCCAUAUGAACUCUAAUAGAGCAACCAAAAUGCUGAUUCGACCGGUGGGUCGAUAUUAAAAUUUAUUUUUCAAUCAUAUAAAGUCAAAAUAUAUAUCGAAAUAAAAAGUGCAAUCAAAAGUCGAAGUGCUUUACCUAACCCACUGGAA